This is a messenger RNA of Microplitis mediator, 5087 nucleotides long. Its product is annotated as thyrotropin-releasing hormone-degrading ectoenzyme-like. Gene Ontology annotation, biological process: peptide catabolic process; proteolysis. Gene Ontology annotation, cellular component: cytoplasm. The transcript has 16 exons. NCBI's taxonomy places the organism in Eukaryota, Metazoa, Arthropoda, Insecta, Hymenoptera, Braconidae. Gene Ontology annotation, molecular function: zinc ion binding; metalloaminopeptidase activity; peptide binding. The coding region runs from base 298 to 3561 and encodes 1087 amino acids. The record is from RefSeq and is a predicted model, not a curated record.
GUGGGGAGUUACCGAUCGACUAGCGAAUCACAUCCGCGUAUUCCAAUCGCAGGUGGAAUACACAGACUAAUUGCACUUUACCUGUUCGGAAUUGCGUUAAGAAGUCUUAUAACAUAUUGUUUUCUCUUUAAAUCUUUUUUACUGUGUUACUACAACAAUAACAAUAACCAGAACAAUAUUAAUAAUCGUAAUAAUAAAAAGUUAAACUAAAAAAUAAUAAAAUUGUUUUUAAUUGUUAUUAUUAAUAUAAACUUUGUUUCGUUAAACUAAUAUUUAUUUUUUAUUUUUAUUUAAACAAUGAGACGUGGGUCAGUAAAUACGUGGGAGUCUUUUGGUAGACGUAAUUCUGAUAAUAUGGCGCAAUUUUCAAGUAAUCGUCAUGAAUUUAUGACAAGUGAGCCAGGAAUGAAUGGCAUUGAGUAUCAACGAGAAGGAGGAUUUUUUUUAUCACACAGAAAACUUGCUAUUGUUAUCACAUCUAUCUUCCUUUUGCUCGUGGCUGUUGGAUUUGUUGGAGCUUAUGCAGGAGCAUUUCCACGUAAAAAGAUAUUUGAUACAACGGCAUUGAUAUCUGAAGAUGAAGGUUCAGAGCCACCGGAUGCUGAAAAGUAUUCUCUCUCGACAUCCGUAUUUCCCUCGAGGUAUCUCGUAAAAUUGACGCCGAUUGUUGAAGAUAAUGAAGUUUCCCGAGUUCAGGGCCAAGUCAUUAUAGAGUUUCGGUACAAUGGAACUAUGGAUCUGAAGCACAUUGUCUUGAAUGCAAAACACAUGAACAUUACUAAGAUAAGGAUGUGGUCUCUUGAUAAAAAUAAAGAAAGAGUGGAAUCAGAACGAACAAUAAAUCCAAAUGAAUCUACGAACUCUACAAGUUCAACAGUUUCAACUACGGAUAUAAAUCAAACAGUUUUGAACGCUACUAAUACUACAGUGGAUUCCAUUCAGACUGCUGGGUUAAUCCAACCUGAUCAAAAACCCUCUUUGAACUCUGUACGAAACGUACGAUCUCUUGAUAAUGAAUCUAAUUCUCAAAGUAAUUUUUCGAGCAUAUCAAAUAGCUCAUUUACAUCAGAAGCACCUGAAAGUUUAUUUACUAAUACAACUUCAAUCCUAAAUGCUUCAAACGAUUCUAAACUGGCUAUUGAAGAGAUCAAUAUCUCUAAAAGUGACGUUGAUGAAGAGCACGAUAUCCUCACUAUUAUCCCAACCUCGGCCAUCAAGUCCGGAAACUAUUCCCUGGAAAUUAUCUAUGAAGCCCGCACUGACAAUCGGACAGUACUUGUCGCUAAUUUCAGUGAUGAAAUUAAUGAUCGAUGGCUAAUGGCUAGUAGAUUGAAGCCUAUUAAUGCUCGUCGGCUUUUUCCACUCUUUGAUGACGUAAGACUAAAAGCACGAUUCACUCUCUCAGUUGCUCAUCCAAUUGGAAUGACUUUACUUUCUAAUACUCCAGUUAAAUUUAAUGCCAGCAUACCAGAUAAUUGGGUCAUUGAUACAUUUGAAGAGACUCCACUUCUUUCUCCUCAUAGUGUGGCAUUAAUCCAAGGUCAUUUAUUAUCAGCCGGAAAUGUCAAUGUUAGUGAACCACCAAUUCCAGUUAACUUCUGGACUGAACUAGGAGUGAAUUUAAAACCAACUUAUUUACAAAAAAUGAUUAGUCAUGUAGUGAAAAAUUUUGAAGAAUUAUUUUCCAUGAAGUUUCCUAUGGCGAAGUUAGAUAUUGUUAGUGUUCCAUUUGCUGACAAUUCAGGAACUCCUGGAUUAAUUUCUAUCACGCAAAAUCUCUUUAAUGUGAGUGAUACAUCGCCUGGAGUGACUAGAUAUGAGACACUGAAAACGCUGAUUCGAUUGAUAGGUCGACAAUGGCUCGGGGGAUUAGUCAAUUCUCAAAACUGGACUGACGUUUGGAUUUUGGAGAGUUCAUUGAUUGAUCUUCAACAUUAUUUGGUUACAAAGAUAGACCCAGCUUUUAAUCACACGACAUUUUUAUUAGACGUUCAAUUGGAAGCUUUUGAAGCAGACGGUUACAGUGUAUCACAAUCAUUAAAAUCCAAAGUAAAUCCAGCUUAUUUAGAAGCUUUUCAUCCAGAGCAAUUAUAUCAUCGAGGUGCAUGUCUCUUACAUAUGUUGCAUGGCGUGUUGAGGCAAAAUGACUCUAGGACUGGCUACAGGAAGUUCGUUUCACGGUGGUCCAAUGGAAAUGCUGACGUGAGUUCAUUCCUCGAAGCAAUGACAAAUGAAUCAAAUCAUCAUCCACAACAAGUCAAUCUUGUCGAUUUCAUGGAAUCAUGGAUAAAUAGUCAUGGAUAUCCAGUGGUAUCAAUUAAACGUGAUUAUAAAACAGCGACUGCUAAAAUUACUCAAAGUCGUUUUAGGUUUGAUAAUCGUACAUUAGAUGAUCAAAAACCUUGGCAUAUACCAUUGACAUGGAUAACAAUUGAUAAAAAUUGGACAUCUCCAUCAUUCACUUGGAUGAAACCCGAUGAAAAAGAAAUGACAUUGAAUAAUGUAGGAGUAGAAGGAGAUGAAGAAUCGUGGGUAAUUUUUAAUGUUAAUUCUUUAGGAUACUUUAGAGUAAACUACGAUAGUAAGAAUUGGGAAUUGAUAGCAAAUGCUUUAGAAAACAAUCCCUCGAUAUUUCCUUCCUCGGUAAAAGCUUCUUUGGUCGACGAUGUUUUAAGUUUAGCUUUUGUGGGAUCUACGUCUUAUUCUACUGCCUUUAACGUUAUCAAUUAUUUGAAGAAUGAAAGCCAACCGGAGCCAUGGACCGCACUCAUGCGUCACGCGAUUAAACUAGAUCUUGUUUUAUAUGAUACUCCAGUUUAUCCCCACUAUCAAAAAUUUAUGAGGAAAUUAACGUCAAAUUUAUUUGAUGGAGUGGGCUCACAAGUUACUAAGGGAAGUAGAAUGACUUUGAUUGCACAUCAACUAGGUUCAACAUUUGAGAACCCUGCUCAUGUUGAAUGGGCAAAGAAUAGUUAUCAGCAUUUCAAAGACUCAAAUUCUUUAGAAUUAAAAUAUGAAGUGCCUUCAUAUCUGCGUGAGACACUUCUCUGUACUUUUGCUAAGCUUGAAGAUCAGCUGGGUUGGGAAUGGUGGCGUGAGAAAUUAGGUAACAUCACAAAACGUGAUACUGACAGAAAUUCAUUCUUGUCGUCUUUGGCUUGCUUCCAAGUACCUUGGAUCUUACAAGCAGUUUUAAAUGAAAUUGUUAGAGGAGACUUAAUCGAAGCACAGGAUGCUAUAAUUAUUCUUCGUGCAUUUGAUGAUCAUCCAGUAUCUGCUCAGGUGGCAUUUAAUUUUGUACAAAAAAAUUGGGCAGAAAUAUUGAAAAAAUUCCGAAGGUCGUAUCCGGUACUCAGAGCAUUUGUUAGUUCAGUAGGUAGCGGGUUUACUAACAAUAAGGAUCUUAUUGAUUUUCAAAAUUUCCGAGAUGGUAAUUACGAAAGUCUCAAACCUGUUGGCUACAUCACAGCAUUCGUAGAAGCCAAAGGUACAUCAUGGAUAUCAUUUUUGAAUCAUUCACUUUCUGAUUUUGAAAACACUAUCAAUAGGUUAAAAGAUUGAUCAUAAGAAAAAUUUUAUAAAAAUGAUUAUAACGUACUUAGUCGGUACUUACUCGAUUUAAUGAACAAUGAAAAUAUUCUUCAUUAAAAUAUUGUAAGAUUUACGAAAAAAGUUAAUUGCCACAAGUAAUAAAUAUUUGAAUUAUUGUUGAUUUAGAUUUCGAAAUAGAGUAAGAAAACUUAGUCAUGUAUCAAUAGAUUCAAUUUUAACGAGAUUUUUAAAUUUAUGAUUUGAAUUUUUUUAUGAAUUUUAUCUUUAAGAAUUGUCGCACAAGUUCAUAUUUUGAAAAUCUUUAAAUUAAUUGUCAUGCUUGUGGAAAAAAAUGUGAAGCUUGAGGAAAAUUUAUAGAAAUUAAAAGUAUUUCAAAUUUUUUGAAAUUGUGUAGAUACUUCAAAUCAUAGGGUAUGAUAAAAGCCUCAAUUAUUGACGUUACUUUAAGUACAUUAGAGAUUAUAGUUUAUUUAUUAUAUUUAAUAUUAAAAAUAGGUACAAUUUUUGAACGCUUUGUCUUAUUUGAUGCUUCUACUGAUUAAAUCGAUCGUUUUUACUGUUAAUGAAUAAAAUUUUUAAAUAAGUAUAUAGAGCAUUUUCAAUAUCAUCACUCAAAUAGUAAGGCCUAAAAGCGGGACUUUGUAUAUUUUUACUCAAACGAGAUGAUUUUCAUCAAUCCGCCGUUAAACUAUAAAUAGUUUGCGCGGGAUUAUUAAUGGAAUUUCCGGAGAGGAAAGUACGACGGGCCCACGCUUGGCCCAAGUAUGUAGAAUCGGGCCAAGGUUGUAAGCCAACCUUGACCCAGCCUUGGUAGAAGUCUGGAAUGAUAACACAGGGCCAGUCCUGGUUGCUUGACCUGACCCAUGCUUGGUUGCCAAACCUGACCCAUGCUUGGUCGCCAAACCUGGUCCAUGCUUGGUUGCCAAACCUGGCCCAUGCUUGGUUGCCAAACCUGACCCAUGCUUCAUUGCCAGUCUUGGCCCAAGCCCGGGUAAUCAUUGUAACGGCCAGGAGUGAGUAUCAAAUCUUGAGCCAAGCAUGGGCCAAUAUAGGUGUGCCAAAGCUAGGUUCCCCAGUGCUGGGCCACCCUAGCGGAUCCAAAUUACGGUAAUUUACUGUAGUUUGCGGGAUUUUACCGUAAUUUGUCGUGAUUUAUCUAAAUUACGGCAUUUUACCGCAAAAAUCUUUUCUCUAUUAAAUUAUAUUUUUAAUGAUAGAUGAUAUCGCCUUUUUUAUUUAUCAGGUUCAAUGUUACAUAUUUAACAAAUUUUAAGAUAUACAUAUUAAUUGCAGAUUCUAACGAUAAUUAUAAUAAUAAUAGUAAUAAUAAUAUACUCAUUGUUCAAAAUAUAAAAUAAUUAUUUAAUUUAUCCGUUAUAAAUGAUAAAAUAUCUCGGUUGAUAAUUGAUACUGUUACAACAAUAUUGUAAAUGUCAAUAAUAAUUAUUUGUAAUAGGUAACAAGAAUAAAACAAAUAAUAAUAAUAAUAUCUCUAAGUUUUAGCUGUAAUACAUAUGGAUGUGUUUUUUUUUUUU